ACGAGAUCUGGAGAGGGAUGGAGACUCCACAAACAUGGGAGAACCUCCACACACCUGUGCAGCACCUACACAGCACCUGGAGGGUUUGGGCAAGAUGUCGACUGCACCUGCCGAGACAUCAGUGGCACCUGUCGAGACAUCGGCUGCACCUGGCAAGACAUCUGCUGCACCUGUCAGGACACUGGAACACCUGGAGCCGGAGGAUCUGUACGAGGAACUGUACACCUGUCUGCAGGUGGCCAGGAUGCCAGAUGAGGUGAUGGACCAGCAUGGCCAGGCUCUGAGGGUCGUUGACAUCGCCGAACAGUUGCAGGCCAGAUUCGCCUACCUUACAGGUGGGAAAGGGAGAAACGGCGCUCCCAUCAUCACCUUGCCAGAGUAUCCCAGGUUUCAGGAGAUCCAAGAUCAGGAUUUCCUAAGUGUCAUGACUUACCUCACUAGCAUCCCCAGUGCGGAGGAAGCGGAGCUGGGAUAUGUGAUUGUCGUGGACAGAAGACAGGACAGAUGGGCAGCCGUGAAGGCAACUCUCAUCAGGAUAGCGGGUUUCUUCCCGAAGCACAUCCAGGUGGUUCUGGUCCUGAGGCCGACCGGGUUUUUCCAGCGGACGUUCUCAGAUAUCGGGUUCAAGUUCGUACGGGAAGACUUCCGGCUGAAGGUACCGAUGGUGAUGCUGAACUCAGUGAGUGAGCUGCAUGAGCACCUGGACAGGUCACAGCUGACGGAGGAGCUGGGGGGCUUCAUCCGCUACGAGCACCACGACUGGAUCGAGCAGAGAUCGGCGAUAGAGAAAUUUGCGUCGAACACUCACGACAUCGCGAAGACUCUGCAGCAGCUGGGCACAGAGCUGGCCGAGACGGAGCUGCCCAACGACAUCAGCACGACGGAGUCUCUUCUGGAGCAGCAACGGAAACAGAAGGAGGAGAUCAAGGAUGACCUUGCGGAAGCGCAGCGGCACGGCGAGACGCUGCUCAGCAUCAUCCGGCGCCCGUCCAGCGAUACCGUCACCGCCGACCUCUGCCCCAGCACCGCGACAAACGUCAGCACGAUAGAAAGGUUGAUAAUCCAGUUGGAGGAGACAGACAAGGCGUUUGAUGAGUUCUGGUCCAGUCAUGAGCUGAAGUUGAGCCAAUGUCUGCAGCUCAGACACUUUGAGACAGAGUUCCGGGAGCUCAAGGGCACGAUGGACGCCCUGCAGGAACAGUUGUGUGAGACCCAGGAGACCGGCGACAGCGUUGCUAGGGUCGACGCCCUGCUGAAGGAGGCGAGUCAGCUGGAGAACAAAGCCAAGGUGGGGAUGGACAAGGCGCGGAGACUGGUUGCCCGGGGCGAUGAGCUGAUCUCGGAGAACCACUACGCCGUGGACUCCAUCCGGCCGAAGUGUCGCGAGAUGCAGCUCGUCUGCGAUGACUUCACCGUUGCCAUGGAGAAGAGAGUGGACCUGCUCAACAGGUCACAUGACCUGCAGCAGAGACUGGAGAAGGCGAACCGGUGGUGCACGCAGGGCGUUGACCUGCUGGCCUCGCAGCCCAUCGACAAGUGCCAGACACAGGAAGGGGCGGAGUCGGCGCUCAAGGAGUGCAGCGACUUCCUCAAGACGUACGACGACCUUCGGCUGCAGGACCCCAAGGAGUUCCACGUCAAGUUCGAGGAGAUGCUGACCGCAGAGUCAAAGGCCUCGAUCCAGCUUGUCCUGAAGAGAAUCGAGGAUGUCCAGGAGAUGUUUGAGAAGCGGAAAGCGAGUCUACAGAAGCUGGCGGUGAAGCAGCAGCGCCCGGUGCAGCCGGUUCAGCCGUCCCCGACCCACAAGCCCCGCGCCGGGCAGGCGGCACGCGCUCCGGACAAUACCGGCGCCAAACGCAUCUCAACAGCUUCCACCUCCAGCGAUGGGGAGGGGCAGAAACGGAGACCGCCUCGCAAGUCACGACACGCGCCCAAGGUGAUGAAGGUCAAGAAAGGGCGGAGCCAGCAGAGUGUUCAAUGGAUCCAGGUCAUGGCGGAGGAUUCCGUAGAGGAUCGGGUUUCGCAGACGUCUACGGAUUCCAGCGAACCGGAGGGCACGCUGGAGAACCUCGCCACCAAGCGAAGGGGUACGGGGGUGAUCCCAACCCUCAGGACCAUAUUCCAGAGGUCGGUGGGGAAGGAAGCCAGACACGUGAUGAACGAGCUGCUGGAUACAGAACAGAUCUACGUCAGCGAACUGUACGAUAUUCUCGAGGGCUACUACAAGCAGUUUGACAAUCCUGAGCUGGCCCAUCUCAUCCCCCCCAUCCUGCACGGCAAGCGCAGCAUCCUCUUCGGCAACCUGGACGAGAUCUACAACUUCCACAAUGAGGUGUUCCUGGUGUUGUUGGAGAGCCAUCGAGACCGACCGGCGCUCGUUGGAAGAUGUUUUGUGGAAAGGCAAGAAGACCUGCAGAUGUACAGCAAAUACUGCCAGAACAAGACUCGCUCCGAGGCGCUUCGCAGGGACUGUGGCGACAACGCCUUCUUCAAGGAGUGCCAGCUCAGACUGGAGCACAAGCUGCCUUUAGAAGCGUACCUGCUGAAGCCAGUGCAGCGCAUCACGAAGUACCAGCUGCUGCUGAAGGAGAUGCUGAAAUACACUCAGGACCAGGAAGGCAGGCAGGACAUAGAUGACGCACUGGCCACCAUGCUGGAGGUCCUUAAAAAUGUCAAUGACAUCAUGCAUCAGAUCGCCAUCACCGGGUUUGAUGGUGACCUGUCCCAGCAGGGGAAGCUGCUGAUGCAGGGCUCCUUCAGCGUCUGGGGCUCCAGUAAGGACAGCAAGGUCAAGGCUCUGCGGAUCCGCCCCAUGCAGAGACACAUCUUCCUGUACGAGAAGCUGCUGCUCUUCUGUAAGAAACGGGAAGACAUCAAGGAAGGGGAGAGGGCCUGCUACAGCUAUAAGAACUGUAUACAGAUGAGUGCAGUAGGCAUCACAGAGAACGUGAAAGGCGAUGCCCGUAAGUUUGAGGUCUGGCUGCACGGCAGGUCGGAGGUGUACACCAUCCAGGCGCCCACAGCAGAGACCAAGUCCAUCUGGCUGAAGGAGAUCCGCAGAGUGCUGCUCUCACAGUUCGACGCUUGUAAAGGUGGGGCCGGGGCUUCCCCUGCUGUAUCUCAUAAACAACAACAACAUCAACAACAACAACAACAUCAACAACAACAUCCUCAGUUUGAUGUGCAGGGCAGGGUCACGUCUAACCCUGCAGGGGCCAUGCCCGACACGACCUUUAACCCUGCAGUACACCUUACUCCCCAGUCUGAAGCUACUCGUAAGACUAACUCGCUGCCAGCGAACACCCGGGCUCCCGGCAAAAGCACUGCAGGAGUGACUCAGCGCCAGUCUUCCGACCUCUCAGACAUGCAGAGAAUACCGGACAGUCAGCGGCCAAACCUGUCCCCAAACACGGUGCACAAACUGAUGAAACAGAAUCAGUGGGGCUACCAGCCCGAGAAGAGUCCGUCCCCCAAAGAUUACAACGACAAUGGUAUCCCAUCAUCCUCCAGCAAUGGCGACAGCGGCGUGGCGACGACGUCUGUAGAAGACGAAGACUCGGAUGAUAUCGGCUGGUCCAGCGACGAGUUCUCCAACUCCGAGGACGAGACGGACACA
This is a messenger RNA of Branchiostoma floridae (Florida lancelet), 3616 nucleotides long. RefSeq names its product guanine nucleotide exchange factor DBS-like. Gene Ontology annotation, cellular component: cytoplasm. NCBI's taxonomy places the organism in Eukaryota, Metazoa, Chordata, Leptocardii, Amphioxiformes, Branchiostomatidae. Gene Ontology annotation, molecular function: protein binding; guanyl-nucleotide exchange factor activity. The record is from RefSeq and is a predicted model, not a curated record. Gene Ontology annotation, biological process: intracellular signal transduction.